GGCACUGUGACAAGUGCUAGGGAUACAAAAAGAGGCAAAAGAUAGUCUCUGUCUUCAAGGAACUUAGAUUCUCAUGAAGGAGACAACAUGCAAAAAAUAUAUAUACAAAAAUAAUUCAAAGAGGGAAAAGCACUAAGAUGAAAUUUUAGAUGGGACUAAAAAGAAUGUGAAUAAAUAACUUUACUUACAUAAUUUCAAAUUGUGUUCCAGAAUGUCUGGAUCUUAGUUUUGUUGAUAGCUGUCUAUUGUGCAAGAUGAGGUAGCUAAAGACCAAAUCAAGGUUCAUUUUUUUUUAGUGACCUGGUUAACACUACCAACAUCUUAUACGAAGUGUACAUUUUGCUGCUUCUAUAAUCUUUUUUUUUUACUUUGGAGACUUCAGAUCUCGAGGUCCUACUUAAACUAUCCCCCAAAUGGCUAUUGUGUUCAUCUCUAUCAUAAGUCAAUUUGGUAGUGUGGUAUAAGUGAAUGCUUUUUAUAGCAUAACACUGGGUUUCCUCCACUGAAGACAUAGGGUUUUCCUCUGUAACUUUUGGAGGAAUAGAGCUAAGACAGGUUCUUGAAAACUAUGCCAACAAAUUUUGUUCAAGGUAAAUAGGUUACAAAUAGAACAAACUGUGUCUACCUCACAUAUCAUGAGAUUCAAUUCAUAGUAGGUGGCUAGGUCAAAAUUAUUUUUGUGGUCCGAAGAACUCAUUAAUCUUUCUGUGGAGGACUAUCUGGGUUUUGAUUUUUGAAAUGAAAGAAUACACAUGAUUUUUUUUAAGCACUGCAUUGUUAUCAGAUUUGUUUUUAUUGUUUCAUAGCUUUGUGUCUUCCUCCUCUGAACAGGUAUUAACAAUGAAAUGAGAAAAAUCCAGCUUCCUCUAGAAAGCACCAAAUAAUGGGAUGGUAUAAUCCAUACAUUAAAUAAGUCAGCAGAUAGGUAAAAGAGGAGUGUAAGGUAAAGCUUUUAGGAAUGUAUAAAGGAGCAGCAGGCUGAUUUCAGAAAAACCUGGACUUAAAUAUGAUCUGAUACUAAGUGAAGUGAGCAGAAUCAGGAGAGCAUUGUAUAUAGUAAACAGCAAGAUUAUGUGAUGAUCAACUAUGCCAGCCUUAGUUCUUGUCAGCAAUACUGUGAUCCAAGAUCAUUCCAAUAGCCUUGGGAUGGAAAAUUCAGACAGAACUAUGAAAACAAUGCAAAUGGACCCAUACUAUUUUCACUUUUUUCCCCCUUCUGGUGAUUUUUCUCUUUUGUUUUUCUUUCACACCAUGAAUAAAAUGGAAAUAUGUUAAAAAUGAUUAUACAUAUAUAACAUCAAAUUGUUUAAUAUCUUGGGGAGAGAAGAGGGAAAAAAAUCUGGAAUUCAAAAAUCUUACAAAAGUAAAUGUUGAAAAUUAUUUUAACAUGUAAUCAGAAAAAAUGGAAUACUAAUUGGAAGGGGGGAGUAAAUAAACUGUUACAAAUCAUCAAAAAAUGUAUAAAGGAUUAUUUGCUGCAGGUCUUCAAGGGGAUUCCCCAUGGAUUUAACUCCUUUCAAAUAGGCAGAUUAGCAAAUAGGCAAUAAUUUAUAAUUUGAGACAGGGACCGAAAAUACCGAAAGGUAUUUGUAAAGCGCUUUACAAACCUUAAAACGCUAUAUAGAUAUUACUGAGAAAGCAAGAUUUGAAUCCAUCUUGCUGACAACAAAGCUACCUCUCAUAUAAGAGGGAAAAAUCUGACAGUAUGUUCACCUUCUGCCCCUAUUCUCACUUUCAGACCGAACAAUUGUCUUCGGUCCUUCUACUGUGGACACUUCCUCUAAACUUCAGCUUGGUCUCUGCCUUUGUUUUUAAUCGUUCUUACUCGGGGUCAUUGUGGAUUUUUUUUUUUUAAUUAUUCUUAACAAGGCUGGGAAGUUCGUUGCUCUCCUGCUCUACUUACAAGGAGCGGCGUAUAAAUACAAAUAACGACGUUCGACAGGAUUCCAGCCUCCACCGUCGCCCCGCAGGCGCGUGUACCGUUCUGGGGCGCGCGCAGAACCCCGGAGAAUGUAGCAGCGGCUUCUGGCGGGGCGGGUGAGGGUGAAAGGCGUGCGCGUGCGAGAUCCGUGCAGCUUCCGGCACGGGUCCACUUGAUCCCUAGGUAGCCCGUGGGGGAGGGGUGCGCGCCUAGCGCGCGGCUUCCGGCGCGGGCCGUUGGAGGAAGGACGCGCGCUCGCUGCCGACGCCCGGCAGCGCGCACGAAGACCUGUGCGGCUUCCAGCGCGGGCCCGCUCUGGGCUUCCCUAGGCGCGCGGACGCCGCCGCGGUUCUUCUCCCCCUCCCCCCACAGCCCUCCAAGGGUCCGCGAAGCCGGACAUGGCGCCACAAACCCCCAUCCGAGGGCUGUAGGGCCCCGUUCCGCCAGGGGAGCGGGCCGUCGCCAGCACGGCCAGAAGCUCCCCUCAGCUCUGGAGCCGGAGGAGCUGUGGUCUCCUGUCAGAUCCGAGAGAGUUCCACCCGUCUUUAUCCAGGCAAAUGUGCAAUACCAAAAUGUCUUCUGACACAGAUGGUGCCUUAAGCACCUCACAAAUUCCAGCUUCGGAACAAGAGGCUCUGGUUCGACCAAAACCAUUGCUCUUGAAGUUGUUGAAGUUUGCUGGUGCACAGAAAGACACAUUUACAAUGAAGGAGGUUUUAUUCUAUCUUGGCCAGUAUAUUAUGUCAAAACAGUUAUAUGACAAAAAGCAGCAGCACAUUGUUUAUUGUUCAGAUGACCUUCUUGGAGAUCUAUUUGGAGUACCAAGCUUCUCUGUGAAAGAACAUAGGAGAUUAUAUGCAAUGAUAUCUAGAAACUUGAUAGCAGUCAAUCAACAGGAAUUUUCUAGUCCAAACACAUCUUCAAAUGAAACCAGGUGUCAGCUUGAAAUCAGAAGUGGUCAAAAGGAAUCUAUGCAAGAGUUGCAGGAAGAGAAACCAUCACCAAAUUUUAAUUCUAGACCAACUACCUCAUCCAGAAGGAGAACACAUAGUGAAACAGAAGAAAAUUCGGAUGAAUUGCCUGGUGAAAGACACAGAAAACGGCAUAAGUCAGAUAGUAUUUCCCUUACAUUUGAUGAAAGCUGUGCUCUGUGUGUCAUAAGUGAGAUAUGCUGUGAACGAAGCAAUAGCAGUGACUCAACAGAAAUCCCUUCAAGUCCGGAUAUUGAUACUGGUGUAUUAAGUGAAAAUUCAGAUGAUUCAGUUUCAGACCAAUUCAGUGUUGAGUUUGAAGUUGAAUCUAUUGAUUCAGAAGAUUAUAGUCACAAUGAAGAAGGACAAGAACUCACAGAUGACGAUGAUGAGAUAUACCAGGUAACCGUGUAUCAGGCAGAGGAAAGUGACACCGACUCAUUUGAUGAAGACCCUGAAAUAUCCUUAGCCGAUUAUUGGAAGUGUACUUCAUGUGAUAAAAUGAACCCUCCACUUCCUCCACAUUGUCACAGAUGUUGGGCUUUGCGAGAAAAUUGGCUUCCUGAGGAGAAAGGUGAAAUUUCGGAUAAAGGCAAACUAGAAAGUCCCAUACAAGGGGAAGAAGAAGGCUUUGAUGUUCCAGACUGUAAGAAAAAUAAAGUGAAUGACUCUCAAGAUUCAUGUGUUGAGGAAAGUGAUGAAAAGAUAGUACAGACACCAGACUCUCAAGAAAGUGAGGAUUAUUCCCAGCCAUCAACAUCUAAAAGUAUCAUUUGUAGUAGUCAGGAAGAUAAUGGAGAAUUUGAGAGAGAAGAAGCACAAGAUAAAGAAAAAAAUAUGGAAUCUCUUCUACCCCCUAGCACAGUAGAGCCCUGUGUCAUCUGUCAGAGUCGACCUAAAAAUGGUUGCAUUGUCCAUGGAAGGACAGGACAUCUUAUGGCAUGUUUUACAUGUGCUAAGAAAUUGAAAAAGAGAAAUAAGCCUUGUCCAGUGUGCAGGCAGCCAAUUCAAAUGAUUGUGUUAACUUAUUUUCUCUAAAUGUACUAAAAGUGGAACCAUAGAAUCCUGUAUAUGAAAUGCUCUUAAGAAUGUUCACACAUGGCUUGUGAAAUUUAUUUAAAAUUUUAUUUUUGUACAUUUUUUUCUGAGAAAAUGAAUAUUUUAAUCCAUUUUAGUCAUCUCUGGUGGUUUGCUUUUUGGAAAGAAUUUUUUAUUCUUUUCCUUUAGGAAAAAAAAAUUAAUUACUGUUUUUUUUCCAUUUUUGCAUUGUUUUUUAUUAGUUUUAAUUUGUAUCAUUUAUAGAGGCAGCAGGGUAUAAUGGAUAAAGUACUAAUCUGGACAGAUCUAAGUUCAGAUAACCACAUUGGACACUUGAAAUUAAUUUGAUCCAGGAUGAAUCAUUCACCCUCUUUGUGCCUUAGUCAAUUCUUAAGAUUUAUCUUCUAAGUCAGAUAAUUUGGGAGUAAGUCAUAAACACUCAUAUUGGGUUUGUGGAAACUAUAGCUCAUUUACUGUGUGCAUCAUUAAGAAUUACUAGUUAGAAGAUUGACUUUCUGUUUGUUAAAUAGUUCUUGUCUUAUGUAGUUUGGGAGUAUCAGAAUUUUUGAAAAAUUUGUGUAAAUAAUAAAUUUAAUAAAUAUUAUUUAAGUUUAAUAUUGUUGGCAGAGGGUAGUGAUGAUUCAUGAAAAUGCUUGUUUUUGAGUUGCAAAUAAGAUACUCUAAAGAUUUGUGAUUUUUUUGAAGCUUUAUCUGUUCUGAGUUCCAAGAGUCUAGAAAAUACCUGCUGAUAAAAACCUGAUAGUUCAUUUUAUUAUUUCAAGAUCUUUUGCUAUUGUGUAUAUAAACACAAUUUUUUGUAGAGCCCAUUGUAAUUAAUUCUUUUUACAUUCCUUUGCCACCAGAAGGACCAUACUGGGCAGAUAUUUUUAAGGGCCUCCAGUGCAAUUUAGUGUUGACCUUUUGACUGAAUACUAGCUUACCCCAGACCUCACUUAAAGUUAGCAUUUGAGUUGGAAAGUGUUUGUUUUUACCAAGUUGAAAGUAAUUCAGAUGUGACUAAAUAUAUUACCUUGGUCUGGAUACAUGGCCCCAGGUAGGUGUCUGAAUUUUAACAUAAUCAAGUCCAGUUUUAAACUUAAUAAAUUGGAAGCUGCACACAUGAAAGCACAUUCUUAUAGAACCUUUUUUUUUCCCUGGCUAAAUGCAAAUUAAAUAUUAGAUUAAUAUUGUUGUUAAACCAUUUGCCAUAUGUUUGAUUUUAAUGUGUUAAUAUUUGGAAACAUCAGUAAUGAUUAUUUAAAAUAGAUAAUUAACAUGAAUUUCUACUUUUCCAUGCCAUUGAAGGUGAGCUUUGAUCCACUUUUGGAUAUGGGCACUUCCAAUGUAAAUACAUUAUGAUUUGUCUUUUUGGGAGUAUAUUUAUCUUCAUAAUUAUUGUUGCUUAGUCUGUGAAUUCUCUGAAUCACAGACUAAUUUGCUGACUGGAAAGCUAAUUUAAAUUUGGAAAUUUGUCACAAAAAUUCACGUAGCUAAUUGAAAGUUCAUUAUAAAUGUGUUUGUGAAAGUUAAUAAAGAAAAUAAAAUACACAAAA
Antechinus flavipes (yellow-footed antechinus) is the source of this 5483-nucleotide messenger RNA. It is a transcript of the gene MDM2, whose product is annotated as MDM2 proto-oncogene. The record is from RefSeq and is a predicted model, not a curated record. The transcript is spliced from 12 exons. Gene Ontology annotation, cellular component: nucleus. Gene Ontology annotation, biological process: negative regulation of apoptotic process; regulation of cell cycle. Gene Ontology annotation, molecular function: identical protein binding; ubiquitin protein ligase activity. The coding region runs from base 2479 to 3930 and encodes 483 amino acids. NCBI's taxonomy places the organism in Eukaryota, Metazoa, Chordata, Mammalia, Dasyuromorphia, Dasyuridae.